Molecule: messenger RNA, 559 nt
Organism: Fopius arisanus
Lineage: Eukaryota; Metazoa; Arthropoda; Insecta; Hymenoptera; Braconidae
Exons: 3
Coding region: 79-465 (128 amino acids)
Source: RefSeq, a predicted model, not a curated record
CGGUCUGACUUCUUCAGUGUUGCAGCGAAACCCAAAGCGUGAGGUCUUCUCUGCCAAUUCCCGCAUUCAAUCGCAAUCAUGAAAUUUAUCCUGAUACUCUGUCUCAUCUCAGUGUCCGUCACACUCGGUCACGCAUUGAAAUGCUAUUUUUCGAUUGAGUCCAAGAUAGUAAAUACAGCAAGACUUGAAAUACCAUGUUUGACACCGUGUGCAAAGUCUUCGGCGCCAUUACCUGAUGGAUCAUCGUUGACAAUGCGAGCCUGUGUCGACACAUUUGAGAAAUUCACGGAUCCUGAAACUUUGAGUCAUUUGACACCGGAUCAACGGGAUGGUCUGCGUGGUGUAAAUUUCGCAAACAUACACUCUUGCAGAUCGGAUCUCUGCAACAGCGCACAUUCCGUCGUCGCAACAUCUCUCUUGCCAUUACUAAUCAGUGCUAUCGUUACUGCAUUCGCAGUUUAUUAAAAUCACUUUACAUAAAAUAAUUGUACUUACCUAUAAAAUGUACGAAUAUAUUUACUAAUUACUAAAGUAUUGAAUAAAUGGGAAAAUAAACGUA